AGACAGCUCAUAAUAUUACAUUAAUAAUAUUUUCCCUCAGUCUAAUUUGCAGUCGAUCAGUGCUACUACUACUACUACUGCUGUUACACACACUCAUACUGUACAUAAGUUUCCAUAUCUUGAUAUGAUUGGAGCUCAACCUCAAAUAUUUGACUGGUCUGAAAUCCACAUAACUGGAAAGAAACUGCUAUGAACUGAUCGUCAAUACCACAAGACCUUUACAUCCGCGGAUCCACCUUUGGCGUCUGGAGCGGUGAGGAAGUUUGGCACCUUGUCGUGGAGUCUCAAGAAGAACGUGCAGCUGCUCAUUCCUCUGCUACUUUAAUUUCCCUCAAGUCGACUGGGUGUGUUGCUGAUUUAGCUCCUCUCUACUGACUUGUUUUUUUCUUUCAAGCAUUCUUGCUGCAUUGUUCCACAUUGACGUAUUACUGUUAGCUUGCGCAUGUCACAGUUGCAUUAUGACUUUUCUUUUUUUCAUCUCAUUACUAUGGAUUGGUUUGUUCAGGGUCAUCAAAUAAGACUAGGUUAGAAUAAAAUGUCUGGCUGUGCUAGACAUUCCUUCCAAAGUCGAGCUUUAAUUUCAGUUUUCCUGUGAUGCUGGAGGUCUAUAAAUGCAUGGGGAGCUUCUGCAUGUAUCACUGGAUGACUAACCAUAAGCUCCAUUCACGGGUGAUGAGAUUUUCUCACCAUAGUUGAUAGUGUUUGCAUAUACAGGAAGUUGGCUGCUUUUUUUUUUGCACAUUAAAUAAAAUCAAGAGGGUAAAAAAUACCUGUUAAAUACGCACAGUUGCUCUCUGCACAAAUCUCCCAACCCUGACCUCGGUCACCAGCCCCAUUAACCUUGCCAUGGGUCACGAUUUUCUGGUUAUUCCAAUGCUAUGAAUAUUUACCCAUGCUGCUGCUGCACAGCUUGCAAACAAUAACCCACUGUCACUUGUUCAUAGUACAAAGCUACAGUUAACGGCGGGUCAGUUUGGUGCUGUAUUCGACUGUCACACCUCUGUGAUUGUCUUCACAAUGCUUCUACUGUUCAGUCAGCAAGUAUGAGCCCCUGAAGGCCCCCCCCCACACACCCUUAACUCUUACACCCUUCUGCUUGUACUCACUGCACUGCUGUCACUGUCCUGCUGCUUGUCACUUCUGUUUUCACAACAUCACACUUCUGUAAUCUUCCUUCCCACUUCCUCUCACACACAGGCUUCACUGCACUACCGCACCGCCGCGAGCAUGCAGCGUACCCCAGAACCUACUGCGACAUCGUCAAGCCUCUCUGCGCCGCCGCCGCCUCGCCAAAGCUCACCUGUGCCGACCUCCCGCCGAGGAGUCUCGGGCAGCAGGGGUUGAGCCCCCAGCUCCGCAGGCUGGAGCAACACCAGAGGCACCUGCUGGAGAUGCAGCAGCGCAGGGAGCAGCAGAACAGGCCGCUGGAGGAGUCAGAGCAGGAGAGGAAGACAAGGGAGGAGGAGGAGCAGAGGAGGAAGAAAGAGGAGGCAGAGGAAGAAAUAAAAAGGAACAAAGAGCAGGAGGAGGCAGAGGAAGAAAUUAAGUUGAAAAAAGAUGAGAAGGGGAAGACGAGAGAGCAGGCAGAGAUGACUAAGAAGGAAGAGGAGGAGCUGAAGCAGAGGAGAGACUUGGAAUUACAGCUACAGGAGCAACAACAGGAGCUGAAGCAAAGGCAACAGAUCAUGCAGUGGCAACAGGAGCUGCAACAGUCUAAUACAAGUCAGGCUGUGCUGCUGUCUCCCUCCUCUGGGCUCUGCACCAUCUAUGAAGCUCUUGAGAACAGUGAUGAGGAGGAGGCUGAAGAUGAAGAAGAGGGAAUAAACGAGCUGAAUCCUUCAAAAGAGGAGCCCAAGAAAGAGAUGACAAAUUUAAAGAUAGUCAGCGACUUUGAAAGAGUGAUGUCAGAUAAAGAAAAACAUCAAGACUCUUUGCCAUCAACCAACAACUACCCAGAAGCCCCUGAGACACCCAGCCCCCCCUCCCAGGAUAAUGACAGCUCCUCCCCUUGCCCUCCUGAGUCUCCAGAGCGACCUCCACCCCUGGACCUGGACUGGGGCAAGAAAGUGGACAUAGUCCAGCAGCUGAUCAAUCAGACCCUGCUGCUGAAUGGAGACGGCUGCUCGUCCUUGCUGCGGAUGGCGGGGUGUGCAGGAGGCACCCUGAGCCCCCUGGAGAGCAGCCUGUGGCCCACCCUGCUGCCCCCGCUCACCCCUCCCUCGGCCACCGUCACCUCCGUCAGUAGUUUCUCUCCAGAGGCGACUGGAAGCUCGCCACAGGGAGAGUGGACAGUGGUAGAGCUGGAGACGCAUCACUGAGGAGCGAGUGUGUGAUGACACACUAGCUUUCGACUCGCACACAUAAACAGGGUGAUACACAUAUCUGCUCAGCCCAAUUUAUCUGAUAUAAUUUUUACCAUACACACAAUUAAGCAAAUGAGUUCAGGGAACAGCUGUAAAAGAUGAAGUCAAUUUUUUCACUGGAAAAAACGAAUAACCAUAACAAAUUACAUCACCUGUUAAAAGAAGAUGAACUACAUCACUUCGAUGACCAUCGUAUUGUUAUGAAGGUUGUAAAUCUCAUUGCCAAGUAUUUUAGAAAAAAAUAACCACCUGAUACAAAUCAAUAAUUGUUUUUGCAUUGUACAAAAAAAAAAAAAAUCAAUGGAGGGAUCAAAAACUGACCAGUACAAUAGACCUGUAAACCUGUGGUGCUGUGGCUCAGUGGGUCUCAAACAAAUCUAUAGCUAAAUCUGAGUGGUCGAAAGAGAACCAACAAGAUUAAAGAGCAGGAAAAUAGAUGUAUAUAUUUCAGGCUUUCCCGAUAAGUGCUUUGCGACCCCCCCCCCCCCCCCUUUUUUUUAACUACUGAAUUUCUUUUACCUUUUUGAAGGCUUUAUAAAGUGUUAUGGUAGAGCAACCUGAGACAGAUGCAUCACUUGCAGUUGAAGUGGUCACAGCCUGUAUACAGGAGAUUCAAAACUCAUAAGACAAAAGGUUGAGGGCAUCAGCUGAGGAUUCAACUGAGAGACACAGGGAUUUUCUAACUGGAAGAACAAGCACAUUUUUCACAGAUGCUAAUUCUUGGUGCUACAGCAGAACAGUUGAUAGUUUCUUGCAAGUAUGUGAGCUGUUUAUUGAUGCAAAAAAAAAAGCUGUGCGUGACUUAUUCAUCAUACAAUCCUCGGGUGAUGGUAACUAGUAAAUGGUUAGUUUGAAGAUUUCAAAAACGGAAUAAGUCAUUUGUGCAUCUUUUUGAACAAUCGUGAAGCUCGAGAUCCUGUUUUAAAUCCUUCUCUUCAUAUAAGAACAAACUUGAAAACAAACGGGAGCUUAUCCAAAGUGUGGAAUAUUUGGUUAUAUUCUUAUGCUCAAAUACUUAUUCUUCUCAAAUAUGUCUUUAAUUCAACACUGAUGCGUUGAGUGGUUAAUAACUAUUUUGUUAAGGAAAAAAGGGAUCAAACAUAUAUAUAAACCUGUUUCUUAUCUACUGUGGAAAUUAAAGUAGACGAACACGAAGCGACACCUCACUGAAACUCAGCUCUUCUCUUACCUCACACUCGUUAUCCGACCCCAUGGAAACAAACCCACUGAAACUCAACCCACACACACCUGAAACCAUGUGAUUAUUGACAUCAGUCCCAUGAUGCAUCACUCCAAUCAGGGUGUAACUGGACACUUUGCUUUAUGCCAAAACCUUGUGCCAUGGUUGGCCUAACACACUCACCCUGAUGAUGCCAAAUGGCUCCAUUAAGUCAAAGGUAGACACACUGGUUGUAGCUUGUUUAACUGAAGCCAGAGCUGUUCCUAUCAUGUUAUUAUUUAAAAGUGGGAUUACACUGGAGAUGUCUUACCACUGAAUAUUGCUAAAAUAGAUCUACAUGAUGCUCACAGAUUGACACGAAGUUGCACUUAUUCCAACUCAAGACUAAUAAUGUUUACUGAGUCAAAUAUGUUGAUGAUCGAGGCCCAGAGUCCUCCCCCUACUGAAGGUCAUUAGCCUCUGACACACUGGGGUCAGGCACUGCUGAGGUUGGAGUCGACGAGCACAUGAUUGAGAUCAGGUUUAAACUGCUGAGGGUUAUUUCUCCUGUGGUGGGCGUCAUUGUUCUGGAGCCGCACGUUAACUUUUUUCCACAGGUGUAGUCUUCCUUCGAUUCUCACACCUGCCUGACAGAGGACGCUUCUUCAGUCACAGGCAGCGGUUGAUACAGAUGAUAGUCUGUAAUUCUAUCGGACACAGACUUUAAACAAGACUCUAGGUUUGAACCAACACUUCUGUGAGGGUCAGGGGUCACCGCCCUGUGUCAUCAGAAGGAGGAGGGGGGUUUGGUAUCAGGUUAUUCUGUGUAUUAUUUGUGUAUCAAUGUUGACUGUGAUGAGCUACAGUAUGGUUGUGUGUGUUAGUGGGUGUCUCUCACUGGUUGUAAAUGUUCUUAUCUGUGCUUUACACCAUUGUCAGUCUGUGUUGGUAGGUCAGUGGUGAAGACAGGCUCAGGUCACUGGUUUAAAGACUGGGGAAUUCUUUAAAGCCAAAUUUCCUAACACAAGUUUAGAUGAGGGCUCUAAAAUAUGGAGACUACAAGCGACUGGUGUCAGAAAAUUUGACAUUUAUUCCCCCCCCCCAUGUCUCAUCCAUGCUUUGUAUUCAGUCACUUCCUGACUUGCUGACUUGCCCUCUGGUGUUAAACCGUAUAAAGGCUGAGUUGUUUAUCAGCUGAAGUGAAAACAGAGAAGACUCAGAAGUCAGUGUUUAAUCUUUAAUGACUCAACAGACAGAUUCUUACCCGUUAGUUUUUUUUCACUGAAGAAAAUUCCCCUGACCGUUGCACGCUAGUUUGUCCAGUCUCUUUAUGGAAGCUUGGCAGGGCAACAUAACCCUCACUGUAUUUUUUUGACAAAGCUGGACUUUUAUGAAAUGUGCUCACGCAAACAUGCCCGGGUAGUUUUGUGUAUAUUGUUUAAAGACUUAUCACUGUAAUGAAGGGAAACUCCACUUUACUUUUGUACUUGAGAGAUUUAGAAGUAUAGCAGCCCUUUAAGAGUCAGAUAUAGAUUUGUAAUGAAUUAGAGAAUGAAUGAUGUUGGUUGUAAAUGGUAGAUUUGAUUCUUUGUUCUAAGUAAAAUGCCUUUUUUUAUGUCCACUCUUUGGAACAUAUGAGCUGAAUGGUUGUAAGGUCAAACUGAACACAGCAGGCUGAAUUCUGGGGAAAACACUGUCAUUUAUUACUCAGUGUAAGGUGUUAAAUCUGACAUUUGGGAUAUUAAUUUAUUAAACAUGAAAUGAGGCUCAUGUGUACUAAUUUAAAUGACGAUGAUGAUGAACCUGAUGGAAUAAACUGGGCUUUCUCACUUGUGGGACACAAAUCAUGGCAGCUCGUUUUAAAGUGUAAAGAAAUUCUUUCCUUAUUGUCUUUUGACUUUCUGAACAACAGAAACCUGUGAUUGUUUGUAAUUUUUCAAUGCAACUUUUAAUGUAAAUAAAAUGUUUUUUUUAAU
Messenger RNA from Platichthys flesus (European flounder), 5498 nucleotides. RefSeq names its product GRB10-interacting GYF protein 2-like. The coding region runs from base 1392 to 2318 and encodes 308 amino acids. The transcript has a single exon. The record is from RefSeq and is a predicted model, not a curated record. Lineage: Eukaryota; Metazoa; Chordata; Actinopteri; Pleuronectiformes; Pleuronectidae.